AUGCAAGAGGGUGAGGUCACCUUUGACGAUGAUGCCAGUUUGGAUGCAUUAUUACAAAGGAAAGCGUGUCACUGCAGUGGAGAAGGUUGGCAGACAUCUCAAUCACGGACCAAGUGCACAUCAUCAGUAACGAGGCAAACUGAGGAGCUCAAACUGCGCCACUUGAUAGGACGCGUUGAGAAAACAGCAUCACGCCUGCGAUCGUCCUGCCUGGAACGCAUAACCCAAAUCUACCGAACAUUACACACGCAAGACCAAACACGGAGGGUCUACAAAGAAGCCGGCCCGCCCGCCCUCCCCCAGGCGCGCAGCCCGGGCCCCGCGGGCCGCCGACCCUCCGGGAGUCCGCGGCGCCCGACGCCUCCACACGCGCCGGGCACCGUCCCCGCGCCGCCUUCCCGCCGCCGCCAGGAGGCUCCGCGCGCCUUCCCGCCUUUCCCCGCGCCGCGGCCGGCCCGGCGACCAGGCGGGCGCGAGGAGGGGCGGCCGCGGGGUCCGGGAGCCGGUGCGCCCCGGCGCCGCCCGCCUCUCCCAGCGGGCCUCCCGGGCCGCCGCCCCGAGGCCGCGUCCUCCGCCGGCCGCCCGCCCGCCCGCGCCUCCUCCUUUGUGACCGUCUCCAGCCCCUCGGAGCCGGCGCGCCGCAGCCGCUGCGCCCGGGGCUGCAAAUGGCGCCCGCCCGCCUCUGCGCCUCCCGCCGCUCUGCCGGCCCGGGGACGUCUGGGGGCGCCGCGCCCGGGCCGCAUCCCGCCGCUGCUGCCGCCCGCGCGGUCCGAGCCCGCGGCGCCUCCGCCCGCAGCGAGGCUCGCGGCCAGUCCCGGGAGCCCCGACGCCCCGCCCCUCUUCGCACGACUAGGUGCGGGAAUCCCAGAAACACUAUAA
Molecule: messenger RNA, 879 nt
Organism: Manis javanica (Malayan pangolin)
Lineage: Eukaryota; Metazoa; Chordata; Mammalia; Pholidota; Manidae
Source: RefSeq, a predicted model, not a curated record